Vavraia culicis subsp. floridensis is the source of this 1245-nucleotide messenger RNA. RefSeq lists its product as uncharacterized. The transcript has a single exon. Gene Ontology annotation, molecular function: protein binding. Bases 11 to 1213 code for a protein of 400 amino acids. The record is from RefSeq and is a predicted model, not a curated record. Lineage: Eukaryota; Fungi; Microsporidia; Pleistophoridae.
ACAACCCCCCAUGUACCGCAGAUUCUUUGAAUUGCACGACCUCAUGAAAAAAGAGUAUGAAAGCAUUCUCACAGAAAACACGCAGCUCAAAAAACGGCUCAGGGAAAUUGAGGACAAGCAGGAGCACAUCCUCAUGGACCUUGAUAAGAGUCGACAUUGCAUACGCGAUAUGCAGAAUUACAUCGCAUCGCUACGCAGGGUGCCGAUGGAAAAGCAAAUGACAGACAAAAUGGCGGACAGAGACAGGGGCAUCGAAAAGAAGGAGAUGCCGUGUUUGAAGAUGGGGCAUGACUGGAUUGUUGAGGGCGUGCCGCUCAUCAAUGUGUCGCUGUUCUACUCGUUUAAUCUGGGGUGCGUGCCUGCUUCGGUUGUCUUAUCAGGAAAUCUGCGAUUUUUGGGUUUUACGACUGAUCCGUGCUCAUAUGUGGUCAGCUUGGAGGAUAAGACACUGCACCAGCUGAACAACACAUCGCAAAGCAUCGAGCGGGUGCCGUUCGACUCACCGGGCGGCGCAUCUAAGGAGUUCAACACGUUCAUGGCGAUCGGCGACACGUCCCUGUACACGUACGAAAGCGACAACGUGCUGAGAAAGUGGAACCUGGAAACGUUCAAGCUUGAGAGCGCGAGCGGCCCGGAGAAGCUCACGGCGAUGUUGCAGCACGACGGCGUGCUGUACACGAUAGGUAACACGUUCGUAAAGCGUGUGCACGAUAACUACGCUGUGCACGGCGUGUCCAACACAGAGGAUCGCCAAAUGUGCAUGGCAGCGUGCACGUACAAAAGCAACGCGCUCGUGUUCACGGGCACGCAUCUCGGAAAGGUGCUGUGCUACGAUAUGAGCACAGGUAACGUGCGUGAUCACCCCACACACACCAAGAGCAUCCUUUCAAUCGCCGUGUCAUCGUGCAACAGCUACCUGGUGACCGGUAGUGCAGACGAAACGAUAUUCCUGCUUAAGAUACAGAGCGAUACGCUGAGUGUCGUCUUUGGACCCGUCUGUUUUGGUGACGCGGUGCUGAACGUGUGUUUCCUGGAUGCGUUCGUGAUUGCGUGCGGAACGGACAACAUGGUCCGGUUUUUUGAUAAGGAGAUGAAGAACGUGGAGAGGCUGGUCGGACAUAGCGAGCCUGUGCUCAGUAUUGAUGUGGUCGAUGGGAUGAUGGUGAGCGUGAGCAGAGAUGGAAGGGCUAGGAUAUGGUCUGUGAGCCAGUGAGCGUAUUUAUAUAAAUAAAGAAGUGUGCCUGU